Ornithorhynchus anatinus (platypus) is the source of this 2099-nucleotide messenger RNA. RefSeq names its product ilvB acetolactate synthase like (gene ILVBL). Lineage: Eukaryota; Metazoa; Chordata; Mammalia; Monotremata; Ornithorhynchidae. The transcript has 16 exons. Gene Ontology annotation, biological process: L-valine biosynthetic process. The record is from RefSeq and is a predicted model, not a curated record. The coding region runs from base 128 to 2026 and encodes 632 amino acids. Gene Ontology annotation, molecular function: thiamine pyrophosphate binding; flavin adenine dinucleotide binding; magnesium ion binding. Gene Ontology annotation, cellular component: acetolactate synthase complex.
GGCCUGCAUCGGCGCCGCGAGCCUCGGGGUCACGUGACGGGGCGGGGCCUCUCGGGCUGUGACGUCACCCCGAGGGUCGCGGGACGCGUCGGGCGUUGAGGCGAAGGUGCCGUCCCCUCCCUUCCCAAUGGAGCCCUCAACGGACCCCACUCCAGAUUGUGGCUUCCACGGCUCCUGCAUCCUGUUGGCACUCGGGACCCUGGCGGCCGCCCUGCUUGGAGCUGCCCACAGGCUGGGUUUGAUCUACCAGCUCAGACACAAGGUGGAUCAGUCCAGCCCACGGCAUGGUGGGGAGAGCGUGGCGGCGGUUCUGCGGGCCCACGGUGUGCGCUUCCUCUUCACCCUGGUUGGCGGGCACAUCUCCCCUUUGCUGGUGGCUGCCGAAAAGCUGGGCAUCCGCGUGGUAGACACCCGUCAUGAGGCCACCGCUGUCUUCGCUGCUGAUGCUGUAGCCCGGCUCUCAGGGACCGUGGGGGUUGCAGCGGUGACGGCGGGGCCCGGGCUCACCAAUACGGUGACGGCAGUGAAGAAUGCCCAGAUGGCCCAGUCCCCAGUGCUGCUUCUGGGGGGCGCGGCUGCCACACUGCUGCAGGGUCGGGGAGCUCUCCAGGGCAUCGACCAGCUCGCUCUCUUUCGGCCGCUCUGCAAGUUCUGUGCCUCUGUGCGUCGGGUCCGGGACAUCAUCCCCACCCUGCGGGCUGCCCUCGCCGCUGCCCAGUCUGGCACUCCCGGCCCCGUGUUUGUGGAGCUCCCUAUUGAUGUGCUGUACCCCUACUUCAUGGUGAAGAAGGAAGUGAUGCCUACUCACCCUCCCAAGAACCUCAUGGGCCAGCUUGUCUCCUGGUACCUGAAAAAUCACCUGACCAACCUGUUUGCAGGGGCCUGGGAGCCCCAGCCCGAAGGACCCCUCCCGCUGAACAUCCCUCAAGCCUCUACCCAGCAGGUGCAGCGCUGUGUGGAACUUGUUAGUCGGGCCAAGAAGCCGCUCCUGCUGCUGGGGAGCCAGGCCCUGCUGCCCCCCACCCCAUCUGAGAGUCUCCGGGCGGCAGUGGAGUCCUUGGGGAUCCCCUGCUUCCUGGGUGGAAUGGCCCGAGGGCUGUUGGGCCGGGACCAUCCCCUGCACAUCAGGCAGAAUCGCCGUGAAGCCCUGAAGGAAGCCGACGUGGUCAUUUUGGCUGGCACUGUGUGUGACUUCCGCCUGUCCUAUGGCCGUGUCCUGAACCGCGGCAGUAGCAUCAUUGCUGUCAACCGGGACCGCGCUCAGCUGCUGCUCAACUCCGAUCUCUUCUGGAAGCCCCGUGAGGCCAUCCAGGGGGAUGUGGCGUCUUUUCUGCUGCGACUGGUGCGGGGGCUGCAGGGUCAGACCUGGGCCUCUGACUGGGUUGAAGGGCUACGGGAGGCCGACAGACGCAAGGAGCAGGUCAACCGGGAAAAGGCAGCGGUGUCGCCAGCCCAGCACCUGAACCCACUCAAGGUGCUGGGGCUGGUGGAGGAGGCGCUGCCCGCUGACUCAGUGCUGGUGGCCGACGGCGGUGACUUUGUGGGCAGUGCCGCGUACAUAGUGCGGCCCCGCGGGCCCCUAUGCUGGCUUGACCCUGGUGCUUUUGGGACUCUGGGUGUCGGGGGGGGCUUUGCACUUGGAGCCAAACUGUGCCGACCAGAUGCAGAGGUCUGGGUCCUGUUUGGAGAUGGGGCCUUGGGCUACAGCCUCAUAGAGUUUGAUACCUUUGUCCGUCAUAAGACGCCCAUCAUCGCCCUGGUGGGGAAUGAUGCCUGCUGGACCCAGAUCUCCCGGGAACAGGUGCCCAUGCUGGGCAGCAACGUGGCCUGUCGGCUGGCUUACACCGAUUAUCACGCAGCGGUGGAGGGACUGGGGGCCCAUGGAUUCCUGCUGUCCAGGGAGAAUGAGGAGAAAGCCGCAGAGGUGCUCCGAGCUGCCCAGGAGCAGUGCCACCAGGGCCGGCCCACCCUCAUCAAUGUUCUCAUCGGCAAGUCGGAUUUCCGUGAAGGCUCCAUCUCCAUCUAGUCGGGAUGGCCCCGCCCUGUGCCCCCUCCCCGGCCCGACGCAGCUUCGUGUCCGUCCGUCGUCCCCCCUCCCC